AUGUGGUGUAUCCUGCGACUGACAAGAUUUGCAGCUUACAACAAGUGGCAUGAGACCGAGUUGGAGAGAUGGCUCUCUGACCACGAUGUCCCCUACCCUACCCCUGCCGACCGCAAGGAUCUCGUCGACCUAGUCAAGACCAACUGGGACGAGAAGGUUGCUCAGCCCUACAACAGCUGGGACACCAAGCAGCUCCAGAACUACAUCUCAAGCUCUGGCCAGCAGGUCAAGAAGGGCACUGAGCAGAACAAGGACAGCCUUGUCAGCCAGGUCAAGUCGUACUGGUAUGAGACUGCCGACCAAGCCUCGGACGCCUAUUCGUCUGUCCAGGACUGGGUCUUUGACAGCUGGACCGACUCGCAGCUCAAGUCUUUCCUCGACUACCACAGCAUUCCCAACCCCUCUCCUCGCUCCCGCGACACCCUGCUUCACUCUGCUCGUUCCAACUACCAGUCCGUCGCCAAGAAGGCUGGUGAGACCACCGCUUACCCCGGCAACUGGCUCUACUCGCAGUGGGCCGACUCUGACCUCAAGGCCUGGCUCGAUGAGCGUGGCAUUCCUGUCCCUCAACCCAGCUCUCGUGACAAGAUGAUCGCUGCCCUUCGCCGCAACUCCCGCACUGCAUCCAACCAGGCUGCUAAGGCUGCCGCCUCUGCAUCUUCUUCUGCCGCCGGCGCCCAGCAGUCGCUGUCUGAGCAGCUCCUCAACUCUUGGUCCGAGAGCCAGCUCAAGCAGUGGUUCGACAAGAACGGCAUCAAGGUUCCCCAGGGCUCCAAGCGCAACGAGCUGAUCGCCCUCGCCCGCAAGCACAGCGCUAAGCUUUCCGGUGACAACGUCUCCGCCUCGGCCUCUUCGCUCUACGGUGAGGCUUCCAAGUCUGCCGGCUCCGUCUACAACGCCGCUUCUGGUGCUAUUGGCAACUCUGCUUCUUCCGCCUCUGGCGCUGCGGCCAAAUCUGCUUCCUCCGCCUCGGGUGUUGCAGCAAAGUCUGCUUCUUCCGCCUCUGGUGUUGCUGGCAAGUCUGCCUCUUCGCUUUCCGGCGCUGCCGCCAAGUCUGCCCACUCGGCCACCAACGCCGCUGGCAGCCAGUUCGCAUCUGCCACUGAUUCGGCUUACGGUUCCGCUCAGUACUGGUUCGACUGGGCCAAGGCUCAGAUCGGCAUUGGUGGUGAGGAGGCCAAGGCUUCUCUCGCUUCCAUCUCCAGCGUUGCCUCUGCUUCUGCCUCUUCCCUUUCCAGCUACGCCUCCGCAUCUGGUUCGUCCGGCUACAACGCUGCCACCGAUGCUGCUGCUGCUUCCGCCUCCUCUGCCUCGAGCGUCGCUGGUGACUAUGCCAACAGCGCCUACGAUGCUGCCGCCGCUUCUGGCAAGUCUGCCACCGAUGCCGCUGGCAAGUCGGCUUCUUCUCUGACUGGUGCUGCCGCCAAGUCCGCCUCGUCCGCAUCCAGCGCCGCUUCGGUCGCUGCUUCCAAGUCGUCGUCAUCUCUUUCCAGCGCUGCUGCCAAGUCUGCCUCGUCCGUCUCUGCUUCUGGCCCCAAGUCUGCUAGCAGCGCUGCCAGCAGUGCCUCCAAGGGCGCCGCCGGCUACGCCCAGCAGGCUGCCGAUGCAGUCAGCGAGAACGCCAGCUCGGCCAAGCACAGAGCUUCCGAGGCUGCCCAGAGAGCUACCGACCGCGUCAAGGAGGAGCUCUAA
This is a messenger RNA of Aureobasidium uvarum, 1692 nucleotides long. NCBI's taxonomy places the organism in Eukaryota, Fungi, Ascomycota, Dothideomycetes, Dothideales, Saccotheciaceae. The record is from the annotation of a GenBank genome assembly.